AUAUAUAUCCUAUUGUUAAUAUGAAUUUGAAACACCUUUUGAGGAAAAUGUCACUAACUACAGGAAUUAAAUACUUACAUGCAACCAAAAGUUUUUAAUUUGUUGAAGUUCUAUUGAAGUGUGUUCCCUUGAGCCGGUUCAUAAAUUAAGGUUGUUCCAUUUCACCAUUUGGACAUCAACUCUGUUGAAACAGAAACUACAAACAAGCAUCACAGUGAAUAUAGCAAGUUAGUUACAUGGAUUCUGUGUAUAAGAAUCCAGCUGAACCCAUUGAAGCUCGCAUUAAAAACCUUCUUUCUCUUAUGACUUUGAAAGAGAAGAUUGGUCAGAUGACCCAAAUUGAGCGCUCUGUUGCUACUCCUUCUGCCAUAAAAGAUUUCACCAUUGGGAGUGUAUUCUGUGCUCCACCAAAUAGUGUAACUUCUGAGAAAGAAGUGUCAUCAGAUUGGGCUGAUAUGAUAGAUGGGUUUCAGAAGUUGGCACUUGAAUCACGGUUAGGCAUACCAAUCAUUUAUGGGACUGAUGCUGUUCAUGGUAAUAAUAAUGUCUAUGGCACUACUAUAUUUCCUCACAAUGUUGCCCUUGGAGCUACCAGAGAUGCAGAAUUAAUUCAAAGAAUUGGAGCUGCGACAUCACUUGAACUAAGAGCAAGUGGAAUUCACUAUACUUUUGCACCUUGUGUGGCUGUCUGCAAAGAUCCAAGAUGGGGAAGAUGCUAUGAAAGUUACAGUGAAAACACUGAAAUAGUCAGAAAGAUGACUUCUUUUGUUUCAGGCUUACAGGGUCAGCCUCCAGAUAAUCAUCCAAGGGGCUACCCAUUUGUGGCUGGGAGGAACAAAAUUAUUGCUUGUGCCAAACAUUUUGUUGGAGAUGGAGGCACAGAAAAAGGUGUAAAUGAGGGGAAUACUAUAUUAUCAUAUGAAGACUUGGAGAAGAUCCACAUGGCCCCUUAUGUGGAUUGUAUAGCACAGGGUGUUUCGACCAUUAUGGUCUCAUAUUCCAGUUGGAAUGGAGUCAAACUCCAUGGUCAUCAUUUCCUUAUAAAUGAAAUUUUGAAAGAAAAGCUAGGCUUCAAGGGAUUUGUGAUUUCUGACUGGGAGGGAAUUGAUGAAUUAUGUCAACCUUAUGGGUCAGAUUAUCGUUAUUGCAUCUCCACUGCCAUUAAUGCUGGAAUUGACAUGGUGAUGGUUCCUUUUAGAUGUGAAAAAUUCAUGGAAGAGUUGACCUCUCUAGUUCAAUCAGGAGAAGUACCAAUAGUCAGGAUUGAUGACGCCGUUGAGCGGAUUUUAAGGGUGAAGUUUAUUGCUGAGCUUUUUGAAUUUCCUUUAACUGAUAGAUCUUUGCUGGAUACAGUUGGUUGCAAGAUACAUAGAGAUCUAGCACGCGAAGCGGUUCGAAAGUCCUUGGUUCUGUUGAAAAAUGGAAAGGAUCCUAGUAAACCUUUUAUUCCUUUGAAUAAGAAGGCCAAGAGAAUCCUUGUUUCUGGAACUCAUGCUAAUGAUAUUGGGUAUCAAUGUGGAGGAUGGACAUGUACCAAGUAUGGAUCUAGUGGCCAGAUAACAAUUGGAACAACUAUAUUGGAUGCUGUUAAGGAAGCUGUGGGACAUGAAACGGAAGUUAUAUAUGAGCAGUACCCAUCAACAAACUUCAUAGAAUCUAAUGAAUUUUCUUUUGCCAUUGUUGCAAUUGGUGAAGCCCCCUAUGCUGAGUGUGGAGGUGACAAUAAAGAACUUGUAAUCCCAUUUAAUGGACCUAAAAUUAUAAACAUAGUUGCUGAUAAAAUCCCAACACUUGUGAUUCUGAUAUCUGGAAGACCUUUGGUAUUAGAACAAAGUCUUUUGGAAAAGAUGGAAGCUCUUGUUGCGGCAUGGUUGCCCGGUACCGAAGGACAGGGAAUCACAGAUGUUGUAUUUGGUGAUCAUGACUUCAAGGGUAAAUUACCAAUGACUUGGUUUAGAAGUGUUGAACAUCUUGAUCAACAUGUUGAGGGAGUGAAUUCAUGUGACCCCUUAUUCCCUCUUGGUUAUGGACUGACUUGUAAUAAGGAGAAUUCAUAUGAUUGAAUGUUUGAGUUACCAAAGACUUGCUUAAGGAUUCAAUGUAAGGAGAUUGUGAACAAUCUAUGCAUUUAUGAUACUGUUGGUUGUUCUUUUACAAUUUGUAUGUCCAUGACAUUUGCUUUCAUGAACUUUGAUCUAAUAUAAGUAUGCAUUUGGAACCAUUUUUUGAA
Cicer arietinum (chickpea) is the source of this 2230-nucleotide messenger RNA. RefSeq lists its product as uncharacterized. Gene Ontology annotation, biological process: glucan catabolic process. Gene Ontology annotation, molecular function: beta-glucosidase activity. Lineage: Eukaryota; Viridiplantae; Streptophyta; Magnoliopsida; Fabales; Fabaceae. The record is from RefSeq and is a predicted model, not a curated record.